Entrophospora candida is the source of this 354-nucleotide messenger RNA. Lineage: Eukaryota; Fungi; Glomeromycota; Glomeromycetes; Entrophosporales; Entrophosporaceae. The record is from the annotation of a GenBank genome assembly.
AUGGGCCAAGAUAGUGAUAUUGUUAAUAAACUAGUUCAAAAAUCCAUAAUUCAUAUUUAUCAUGAUGAUUUGGAUUUGGAAUAUUUUGAAACAGAUGAUACUCAAUCCAGCAUUGAUAUAGAACUACAAUAUCAACUCAAAAUGAUAACAUUAUGGAUUUAUAUGUCAAUACCACUAACAAUGAUGUCAAGAGGUGAAUCAUCAUCUUCUGCUGUCGCAAGAAAACAUAAUGAUGAAAAGUCUUUGGUUGAUUUGUUUGGUGCAGAUUAUUUCCUAAACCUUGCGCUGGCGUUAGAUGUUGAUUGUCCUAAAUCGUUAGACGAGUCAUUGAACAAUGAAUGUGGAGUUCGAUAA